AGCCACAGUCAACAAUCAUAUAACCCUAACAAAAUUUAAAAAAAAAGAAAAAACUGGAUUUUCUUCAACAAUGGGAAACGCGGAGAAGCUUCUGAAUCAGAUCAUGGACUUGAAAUUCACAUCAAAAUCGCUGCAAAGGCAAGCACGGAAGUGCGAGAAGGAAGAGAAAUCGGAGAAAUUGAAAGUCAAGAAGGCGAUCGAGAAAGGAAACAUGGAUGGUGCUCGAAUCUAUGCCGAGAACGCCAUUCGUAAGAGAACUGAACAGAUGAAUUACUUGAGGCUCGCCUCCAGGCUCGAUGCCGUCGUGGCCAGGCUUGAUACUCAGGCUAAGAUGACUACCAUUAACAAGUCUAUGGCUUCUAUUGUUAAGUCUCUCGAGUCGACUCUCGCUACUGGUAAUUUGCAGAAGAUGUCAGAGACAAUGGAUCAGUUUGAGAAGCAGUUUGUGAACAUGGAGGUACAGGCAGAGUUCAUGGAGAGCGCGAUGGCUGGUUCUACCUCGCUGUCCACACCUGAGGGUGAGGUCAACAGCUUGAUGCAACAGGUAGCUGAUGACUAUGGGUUGGAGGUCUCUGUCGGGCUGCCACAGCCUGCUGCACAUGCAGUGGCAACCAAGUCGCAGGAGAAGGUGGAUGAGGAUGAUUUGUCAAGGCGGCUUGCAGAGCUUAAGGCCAGAGGAUAAAUUAUGUUUCAGGAUCUGAUGAUCUCAUGCGAAUGUUACAUAUCAUUAAUAUAUAUGGUGUUUCGAUUGUGCUUCAUGCCGAAAACAUAUUGUGUAAAUCUGGUUUAAUUGGAUUAAAGUACCUGCAGACUCUUUGCAUGUUGAAUAUGAAUGGUUAAUGCACUCUAUGAGUUGCUUAACAUAUUUAUCA
Populus trichocarpa (black cottonwood) is the source of this 872-nucleotide messenger RNA. Its product is annotated as ESCRT-related protein CHMP1B. Gene Ontology annotation, cellular component: ESCRT III complex; multivesicular body. The record is from RefSeq and is a predicted model, not a curated record. Bases 71 to 682 code for a protein of 203 amino acids. The transcript is spliced from 2 exons. Gene Ontology annotation, biological process: endosome transport via multivesicular body sorting pathway; late endosome to vacuole transport; protein transport. NCBI's taxonomy places the organism in Eukaryota, Viridiplantae, Streptophyta, Magnoliopsida, Malpighiales, Salicaceae.